Messenger RNA from Monosiga brevicollis MX1, 2670 nucleotides. RefSeq lists its product as uncharacterized. Lineage: Eukaryota; Choanoflagellata; Craspedida; Salpingoecidae. The coding region runs from base 1 to 2670 and encodes 889 amino acids. The record is from RefSeq and is a predicted model, not a curated record. The transcript has 6 exons.
AUGGCCUCAGCUCUCCCCUGCGACGCCCGCCGCACCAUCACCUGCGACUCGUGCAUGCUUGAAUUAUGUUUGAAUUGUGCUGCUGCAGGGGCAGAUCUGCCCACCAUUAUUCGAAACGAGGACGAAGAGGUGCGCGAGCAGACCAACUUUAUGUUUGAAUGUGAAAACUGUGCACGCGUGUCCUGCGGCUCUUGCGUCUACGAGAAUCGCCUUCGACAAGACCUUUCUAUUGAUGCCUGUAGCAAGUGCGGGCGAUUCAUUUGCAGCGACUGUGCUCAGUUUGACCCCGUGAUGCACAGCGAUGUUCUACCACGCUGCUUGUCGUGCGCAGAAUCUUUCUGCCACGAGUGCCUGCGUGAGUGUGCGAUUGUGUGCAAGCGCCCUGGAACGGCGCAAGACCCCGAUGUGUUAUGCAGCAUUGCCUGUGUCUGGUGUCGCACCGACGAGUGCCCCUGCUGCAUGCAACGGCUGUCACGCAAAGAACAACAACGCCUGCGUCUCAUUCGCAAACGUCAGCCAGAGCUGGUGCUGUCCGCCCCUGACACUUUUGUCUUCACUCAUCGGAGCGACCAUCGCAAUGGCGGCCGUUGGGGAGCCAAGAAUGUGCGGGUGACCUGGUCCAGCACUGAGCAAGCUGAUGCAUACGAACGACUUAUCGAUGAUCAGGCAGCAGCAGCAGCUGAAAUUGUUGCGUCCCUUCUGCUCAAGGAGGCGGAGGCGGCGAAAGAGGGGACCACCACUUCCAAGAAAAAGAAAAAGUCCAAGAAACAAGCCAACAAGUCAAAGGCCGUGCCCGAGGCUACAUCCGCCACCGCCGCCGCUGAUUCCACCAACAAUGCCGACAAUCUCGGUACUUCUGCUGCUCCUGCGAAUGAAGACAGUCCGCCAAGCCCGUCAGUCAUGGAUGUGCCAGCUGCGCCGGAGAGCACGUCGGUCAAGGAUGUGCCAAUUGCGUCGGCAACCGACGUCGCCGACUCAGCCGACGUCAGUCAUGCAGUGCAAGCCACAGAGGCGCCGGUUUCAAAAGUGUCAAAGAUUUUGAACCCCGCGCGCACCGCUUUUACUGCCCUUGAGAUGCCGCGUGCUGCCAAAAAGGUAAAGAACACAAACAGCUUUGCAGCUUUGUUGGGUGACUCGGACAGCGAGAACGAGGAGGACGCGGCAAAUCAGGUGGACGACUUGGCGGCAUCCAGUGAAGCUGUACAUGCAGAGGCACCUGGGGACAAAGCGCCAAACACACAACCAGGCAACUCAGAGACGCCAGCCGAUGAUAGUGUCGCUCCUGUGGCCGGUGCCAACACAGACACCCAAGUCAAACCCAAGAAUAAGGUGAAGAACAAAACCAAAAAUAAAAACAAGGCCAAAGCCAAAGCCGAGGCCUUAGUUGAAUCGCCAGCAGGUGAGCGCAGCCCAUCCCCAAGCCCAAUUUCAGACAAGAAAUUGAGCCAACCGCAGGACCAAGCCUCCCCCGCGUCCCCACCAGCGACUGCAACUUCAGCCUCGGCCCCCGGCCCCGCGUCAGCCUCCGCCAUCCGUCACGCCAUGGAUCCCGAAAGUACAAAUGCCACGCAAGUCCUGGAAGCGGCCAUGGAGGACAAAGAUCUGGAGGCACUGACCCAGGCCAUUAAUGUGGCCGAGGCACAGGGAUUGGAUACUAAGAGUGCCAGAAAGCUUGCCAAGCGUCUUUCAAAGGCCGCCGAAUUAGACAUACUGCUUUUCGACUUGGCUGCGGAAGCCAUGGAGGCCGAUCCUCGUGACGGACCACUUAACUUUUCCCUGCUGUCUCAGAUUAAGCAGGCCAUCAAGCGCCUGAGCGACACUUCGCGGAAGACAGUAUACUGCUUGAAUGACGACGCUUUGUCAGAUUUCCGGGAUUCGCUGGAGCACUUGGCGCCAGAGCUGGUGGACGACUUGGAUGAUGCACUCCUUGAACAGAUGGAGGGUGCCGAAACUGAGGCGACACCGCCAAAGACGCGCACCCCACACGUCGAAGCUAGCUCACCUGUGCAGACCUCCGAUUCACCUGCAGCGGUUGCCUCAGCACCCACGCCGCACCAGCUGGCCUCGGAAACCCCAGCAGCCCAUGCAAUGCCCAAGGCCGCAGCAGCGCCUGGGGCCAGUCUGGGAUCAAACGGCCAGCUCGAGGCCAAGCCGCAAAGCGUCAACUCCAGCUCUGCGGCCAACAGUGCACAGGAACGGCUUUACCUGAGCUGGUCCAACGUAUCGUCGACAAAGGGAAAGAAGAAGCUCAUUGCGUUUCUUCGUGAGCAUAACCUGCUACACUUCAAGACCGCUCUGCUCAAAGCAGGGAUUGAUCUGCAGACCUUAUUAAACCUUCCGGAGGAUAAGUGGCAUGCUCAAGGCAUUCUCUCCUUUGCUGCCCUUUCGCGCCUAAGGACCGCUGCUGGGCGGUCAGACGUGGCACCAAACUCGCUGUCAGAAGCCCUUUGUCGUUUCUGUGGCGAGAACCCCGUGGGCGUAUCGGCCCAGCCCUGCAACUGCCUCUGUGCCUGUCGGUCUUGCGUGCUUGAAUAUAGCGCCCACACUUGCCCACAUUGUCGAGCGCCCGUUGAGACGUGGUUGGAUUUGGAUAGCGAGACGCGGCCCAUCAUCGAACUGCGCAAGGAAGUGCGCGGUCUCCCCUCACCCGGAUUGAGGCUACCUAACUAG